AUGGAUGAUGCGUCCUCCUGCCUUGUGCCACACACCAAAGCGGAGGCCGUGGCGUUGUCUCUGCUGAGGGUUGGUGGCCGCGCGAAGGGAGGCGGCCUCGCCCAGCCCCUCAGCCAUGGCACACGCACCGAGAACGCCGACGUUUCGUCCACAACGCAGGCGCUUUCCGAUACGCCGUCACCGUCACGGCUGCAGCACGGCGCCCAUGACGACAGCGGUAGCAGCACGGUGGGAAGUCUCAUGCUUGGUCGUCUGGUGCCACGGGUGAAGAGCAACAGCAGCAGCUCGACCUUAGUCUCGCGCCAGGAUGUGACGCCUGCCGUGGUCUCGCUGNGUGCCACGGGUGAAGAGCAACAGCAGCAGCUCGACCUUAGUCUCGCGCCAGGAUGUGACGCCUGCCGUGGUCUCGCUGCGCUGGCUGCUGGAGCAUAG
Trypanosoma grayi is the source of this 432-nucleotide messenger RNA. RefSeq lists its product as hypothetical. The coding region runs from base 1 to 432 and encodes 143 amino acids. The transcript has a single exon. The record is from RefSeq and is a predicted model, not a curated record. Lineage: Eukaryota; Euglenozoa; Kinetoplastea; Trypanosomatida; Trypanosomatidae.